This is a messenger RNA of Rhizoctonia solani, 573 nucleotides long. RefSeq lists its product as uncharacterized. The transcript has 2 exons. The record is from RefSeq and is a predicted model, not a curated record. The coding region runs from base 1 to 573 and encodes 190 amino acids. NCBI's taxonomy places the organism in Eukaryota, Fungi, Basidiomycota, Agaricomycetes, Cantharellales, Ceratobasidiaceae.
AUGGCUGCCUACGCAUCUCCGCCACGCUCUACUGGUGCUGCCAGCCCCCAAUCUACCAAGUCGGUUCUCGAUUCGACCUUCCAAGCCCUCUCUCAGGCACCUCCGCCUACUAUUCGUGAGAUCCUCGGUGCCUACUCUGCCAAAGGCGAUGGCGAUCGUGAAAUGCUGGUUGCCCUCCUGAACGCCAAAAGCGCUGAAGACCAGCGUAUUGCCGCAGUUGCUACGCUCCAGCAGACAGUACUUCAAAUGCAACACUCGCUAGCGCUUGCCCAGGCGCAAGCGGCAGCAUCGCAACCCCCUCAGCAGCUGCCUUCCCCUCGCAGCGCUCCGGCCCCGGCUUCACGCAAGCGAGUCCUCCGUGAACCCACUCCCCCUCGUCCUUACUCCCGCUCGCCGAGCCCCCGAUCUGAACAAUAUGCCAGUGCCUAUCGCGCACACCCCUAUGCACAUGCCCGACCAUAUGAUCACGCCUAUACCGAGCGAUCUCGCGAGGGCGAGUGGGCUUCCCGCCGAAACUGGGCAUCCAUGAGCUCUGAACGCAGCACCAGCGAGGAGGGUAGCGAGCGGGAAUAA